Suncus etruscus (white-toothed pygmy shrew) is the source of this 2634-nucleotide messenger RNA. It is a transcript of the gene SLCO2B1, whose product is annotated as solute carrier organic anion transporter family member 2B1. Bases 230 to 2350 code for a protein of 706 amino acids. Gene Ontology annotation, biological process: transmembrane transport; bile acid and bile salt transport; sodium-independent organic anion transport. The record is from RefSeq and is a predicted model, not a curated record. NCBI's taxonomy places the organism in Eukaryota, Metazoa, Chordata, Mammalia, Eulipotyphla, Soricidae. Gene Ontology annotation, molecular function: protein binding; bile acid transmembrane transporter activity. Gene Ontology annotation, cellular component: membrane. The transcript has 14 exons.
GGCUAGGCAAGGCACUUGUGGAGCACGGUCAAGUAUAACAGAAUUUCUAGACCCAGACCUGGAAGUGGUGGCUGUGGGCCAGAAAUCUGCUGCCCAGAACCAGAGGCCCCACUAUUGGCACAUCCUGCCAGGACUCUAACCCUGCAAUCUCUGGUGAGGACUCAUCCCUUCUCCCUGGCCGAUCCCAGAUCCUGAAAUCAGGGCUACAACACACUGCACCUCAGAAACCAUGGGGCCCAGGAUAGGGCCAGUCGGCGAGGAGCCUCAGAUGUCAGACCAGAAUACCAAGGCUGUGCUGGGGGCAGGAGACACACUUGGAUGCAGGGCCAGCCCUGACCCUCAGGAUUCACGGUUGAGCCUUUUCCACAACAUCAAGUUCUUCCUCCUGUGUCACAGCCUGCUGCAGCUGGCCCAACUCAUGAUCUCAGGCUACCUCAAGAGCUCCAUCUCUACUGUGGAGAAGCGCUUUGGCCUCUCCAGCCAGACCUCAGGGCUGCUGGCUGCCUUCAAUGAGGUGGGAAAUACAACCCUGAUCGUCUUUGUGAGCUAUUUUGGCAGCCGGGUGCAUCGACCCCGAUUCAUCGGCUGUGGGGCUAUCCUUGUGGCCCUGGCAGGGCUACUCAUGAGCCUCCCCCAUUUCAUCUCAGAGCCCUACCGCUAUGAGCACUCCAGCCCUGAGAACACCUCAGUGAACUCCGAGGCCACCCUGUGCCUGCCCACCACCUCGGCCCCUGCUUCAGAACCUGCCCACUCCAACAACAGCUGCACAAGCAGCGCUGGGACGCAGCACCUGACAGUUGUGGCCAUUAUGUUUGCAGCGCAGACACUGCUGGGCGUGGGCGGGGUGCCCAUUCAGCCCUUCGGCAUCUCUUAUAUCGAUGACUUUGCCCACCACAGCAACUCGCCCCUCUAUCUGGGGAUACUGUUUGCCAUAACCAUGAUGGGGCCAGGCCUGGCCUAUGGGCUGGGUGGCAUCAUGCUGCGUCUAUAUGUGGAUAUUGACCGUAUGCCACCAGGUGGUAUCAGCCUGACCUCGAAGGACCCUCGAUGGGUGGGUGCCUGGUGGCUGGGCUUCCUCAUCGCUGCCAGUGCGGUGGCCCUGGCUGCCAUCCCCUACUUCUUCUUCCCCAGGGAGAUGCCCAAGGAGAAGCAUGAGCUCCGCUUCCGGAGACGGGUCUUGGCAACAGCUUCCUCAUCUAUCAACAAUGAUGAGAAAUGCGUCCAUGAAAACACCUCUGGAGAGACCCCAGAGAAGCAAGAGGGCUUAGCCCAGAUGGCACCAGACCUGACCGUGAUCCAGUUCAUCAAAGUAUUCCCGAGGGUGCUGCUUCGUACCCUGCGCCACCCCAUCUUCCUGCUGGUGGUCCUGUCUCAGGUGUGCCUGUCCUCCACGGUGGCGGGCUUGGCCACCUUUCUGCCCAAGUUCCUGGAGCGCCAGUUUUCCGUCACAGCAUCCUACGCCAACAUGCUCAUUGGCUGCCUCACCAUCCCCUCAGGCAUCUUGGGUGUGGUGGUAGGCGGCGUACUGGUCAAGCGCCUCCACCUGGGACCCAGGCACAGCACCCUGCUUUGCGUGCUGGGGGCGAUGUUCUGCCUGAUUUUCAGCCUGCCCCUCUUCUUCAUGGGCUGUUCCACCCACCGGAUUGCAGGAGUCACUGACCAGCUUGGAGCGCAGCCUGGGAUGAGCUGCAACGAGGCUUGUGCCUGCCCCUCUGGAGACUUUAACCCCAUCUGUGAUACCAGCACUCGUGUAGAGUACCUCACACCCUGCCAGGCGGGCUGCAAGGGGCAGGUGGCUGAAAAGGGCCUGGACAGCCCCAGCAAGGACCAGAUUUUCUACACCAACUGCAGCUGCGUGGCGGGGGGCGGCCGUGUGCUGGCGGGCUCCUGCGAAUCUGCCUGCAGUCACCUGGUGCUGCCCUACAUGCUCCUGGCCAGUGUGGGGGCAGCACUGGCCAGUCUCACUCACACCCCGUCCUUCAUACUCAUUUUAAGGGGCGUGAAGAAGGAAGACAAGACUCUGGCUGUGGGGAUCCAGUUCAUGCUCCUGAGAAUUCUGGCCUGGAUGCCGAGUCCCGUGAUCCACGGCAGCGUCAUUGACACCACCUGUGUGCACUGGGCCCAGAACUGUGGCCGCCGCGCUGUCUGCCGCUACUAUGACCUCGACUUGCUUCGAAACAGGUUCAUUGGCCUUCAGUUCUUCUUCAAGACAGGCUGCCUGAUCUGCUUCAUCCUGAUUUGGGCUAUCCUCAGGAAGCAGGGUAAGGACAAGGGGUCCAUGGCGACCCUUAGCUCAGACCUGCUACCGCAGGAGUCAGCACAGGAGAAGACGGAAGAUUCCCGCAUGUGAGUGAGCUCAGGGGCCCCAUACUGCCAACAACAGCAGCCACAUACAGAACAUUCCAUAUUGACACAGGAGCCACCAGUUCUGACUCCUCCACUAACUUGCUGUGUGACUUUGGACAAGUCACUGACCCUCUCCGAAACUUUGCUUGUCUGAACCUAGGAAAGUCAAAACAAAUUGCCAUGGCAGCUACUUCUAAAGCAAGAGUUUUUAUUUUUUCCCCAGCCAGACAGGCUGCUCAAAAUCAGAUUUUCCUGUGUUGAAGAUCUACAUAUACAAGGACAAAAGAA